CCCAAAUAAGAAAACACAAAAAAGUAGGAUACACCGCAAAGGUGUCAAAAGCGUUUUCGUUGCUUCUUCGUCAACGAGCUACGAUAUCCUCUUCAUCCUUAGCAAAUCUGUUCCAAUUCCUCGUUCUCCCUAGUACAACCACGAUACAAAAGUGACAAUUGUUCAAUACAAGAAAACUGAAGAUUUUUGAGGUACCUACUGAUUUAGUCUUUUUCAUUUCCUAGGAGUAGGAACCAGAUACCUACUGAUAGUAUUUUUCCAUUUCCUCGGGUACUGAGUGAAGAUAGUAUUAUUUCUAAGGAACCACCUGCUGAGAGUAUUUUUCCAUUUCCUAGGAACCACAUCUGAAGGCAGUCAACAUGACGUCGACCGAGCAUCAGGAAUAUAUCCAGAAAAAAGUGAACCCGAUACUGGAGUCGCUAGUUACAGCGAUCUUGUUGGACAAGCCAGAUGAUACGUUAAGGCUGUUCUUAAACAAAAGUUUUACUUACUACUAGCUACUACUAGCUACUACUAGCUACUACUAGCUACUACUUGUUAAUGAGAACUUCGAUUUAGCAAGUAGCUACAGAUUGUUUUUUUGUUAAUGAGAACUUCGAUUUUGCUACAGAUUGAUGUUCUCUAUAUCUUCAGUGUCGGUUUAGGGUUAUGCAACCCUAGUAUUUACUAGAAUCACCCAAGCGACCCUUUCAAGAAAUUGGGGAUAUGUUUUCAGAGCUCAGUAAUCCUGUUGUUUCAGAUUCCGGACACGAGGGUAGCCAUAAAACGCAAGAGACAAUCCUGAUUUUAGCUCUAAAAACGAUUGGUUUUAUGAUCAGCUGGCUGUCGUCAAAAGCGGCAGGAGGUGGUCAGGAAGCAGACAGCUUACGACUCAGGAUAAGCGCAAUCAAGCAGGAAAUCAAGGACUUAGAGGGCAAGGUAGUCUACUUGUCUAAAUGUAAACGGGCAAGAAAUCAAGGACUUAGAGGGCAAGGUAGGGUACUUGUCUAUGAAUUUUCCUUACGGAGCUUGUGGCACGACCUGUAGUUAAGGUAAGGCGAGGAUGCUACCCGUAGUACUCAAAAGGUCGUUUGCAGGCAGCAUUAUUCUCCAAACUAGAGUGUCAGCUUGGUUGUGAUGAAAGUGGAGUGCUACGAAUACAAGUACUAGAACUUGCCGCCACUGAUUUACGUUCAAUUUAUCGAAUUUUUCACGUUCAAUCUCCCUCUAGGUGGCUGUGAAUGAUGAGAGCGACGACAAUGACGAUGACGUGGUGGACGACCUGCCAGCGCCGCCGCUGAAUAAGAAGCCUCGAGGAAGUGUGAGUGCUGAGGCUUAUGGUCAGUGGAACAAGAAGAAGGAAUACCAGCCGGUUGAGAUCCCGAAGUCCGAUGAGGCAAAAGCCAGAAUCAAGAAAGUGCUGCAGGGGUACGACUUCUGACCACAGAGAGCAUUUUUUUGAUUUCAUGUCCUCUGUGGUCAUUUUUCGAUUUCAUGUACUACUGACCACUGAAUGAAGCAUAGGAAGAGUUCUGCCGCAAAUGGAAGAUUAAUUGUUUCAAGAACGAAUGUCAACUUCGGUAAUGUUCUGUAACCCUUCUAUCUAUUAGACUCUGUAACACUGACUUUGAAAUACUGACUUUGAAACGUCCUAGGUAAAUCUCACUAUUACUCUGUAACAACAGGAGCGAGUAGGUAUCUACUUAUAUGGACUCUGUAUCUAUAUGGACUCUGUAUUCUAUCUAUAUGCACUCUACUCUAUUGACAUAUACUUACUACUCUAAAUUGACAUUUAUACUUAAGCUUAACUAUAUGUACAACUCUACUCUAUUCUAUCUACUCUAUUCCGGACUCUGUAUUCCGUCUUCUACCACAGGUCGUUCCUCUUUUCUACGUUGGAUAGUGGCGACUUGGACAUUGUGGUGAUGGCUAUGGAGGAAUUGAGGGCUCCCGCAGGUCAGCGGGUGAUCAAUCAAGGCGAGGACGGAGACUGCCUCUACGUGAUUGAGGAGGGCGCCUUCGAGUGCAAGAUCCUGGACAAGGUGACAAAUGAAGAAAACGUCGUGAAAACGUGCGAACCAGGCGACGCAUUCGGCGAACUGUCGCUGCUCUAUAACUUAUGGUGCGAGUAUGUGAGUAUUUUACCAGAAUUCGCCAGGGAAAUCUUAGGCAGAUUGCCGAGUAGAUUCGUAUCAUCAUGUGAGUACUUUACCUGUGCAACCAACACAAGGCCAAGGAUUUAUUCUCUCGUCAUCUUCAGUAGAAGGACCCGUCAGUGUUAAGUGUCGUGGUGAACCUUCUUAGCCUUUUUGUAACACUUAGUAGAAGGAACCUUCUUAGCCUUUUUGUAAAACACUUGUAAUAUUUAUUAGAGUCUUCCUGUACUAGCACUCUUGUAUCUCGUAGUAGUAGGAUGUUUAUCACGUUGUUGAGGACUACAAAGAUCUCUGAACUCUUCCUCAUCUAAUCUUUGCUCCUCGCGCUGCCUCUGUGGAUGCGGCAGUGGACUCGGUGAUGUGGAAGUUAGAUCGCGAGACCUUCAACGCCAUCGUACGAGAUGCAUCAGCGAAGAAGCGAGAAAUGUACAUGGAAUUUCUCAAGAUUAAGGCCUCGUUUUACCCUAAAAAUGAUGAGUAAUCGAGCUUGAGUCAAGAUCAGUCAUUUCUCUGGUGAGCUCUAAUGAUAGUGUGCAAAUCAUCAAGGAUCUGGGCGAUUACGAGGUGGCUCAGCUGGCCGACGCUUUGAAGCCAAGUUACGUUUCGCCAGGGCAGAACGUCAUCACGCAGGGAGAAGAAGGUAGUUGUAAGUCGAGUGGCAGUAGAGUAGGAAGGAACUACGCGGCAGGUGGCUUUUUUUUAUAGGGUGGAUCGACUAGAAGACAUUUUAUUAUAGGGGGCUAGAUUUAAGAUUUUCCUAGAACAUUUAGAUUUUUGGACUUUAUCAACAACUUGGCGAUACUUCGCUUUGUGCAUCAUUGCACUAAAUCCACCCAUAACUCAACACAGGUGACACAUUCUAUCUCGUUGAAGAGGGUAGUUUAUACGCGUGGAAGAACGGGCAGCCUGAGACGAGUCUCCUCGAAUAUGGGCCGGGUCAGUUCUUCGGAGAGCUUGCCUUGCUCCGCAACGACCUGCGCCAGGCUACUGUCACGGCAAGAGAAGAAAGCAAGGUAAUUACGCUCCGAUAACAAGAAUGCUCUAGUACCUCUAACUCCCCCUGGUGCCAUUUUCAUGUGAUUCUGAUUGUAUUGUCUUCUCUCUGGAUAAUGCAUCGUGACUGGAUAAUGCAUUCGUUCGAAAUAGAAAUACUUUAGACCUCAUGAUGAACAUGAAUCAAACAAACACCUGCACAGGUGUUGUCCGUCGACCGCAAGACGUUUAGCCGACUAUUAGGUCCUCUCCAGCAAAUCCUGGAGAACAAUGCGACUUCCAGCUACUAAUUUGUGCGUUGUCAGCGCAAUUCUUUCCUGAGGUGAAGGUUGGAAGCACGGAAUAGAAGGUGGAUAUUGGUCUAUUUUGCAGAAGCGAAGGUGGUGGAUUCUGGAAAGACGGAGUGGGAGGCUGCGGUUCGGGUGUACGCCAGUACUACCACUGAUGCAGUCACUUAUGAUUCGGCGGAAUGACCGUUUUUGGAGAUAAUUAAAGAGUAAGAGAAGUGGACCUCCUAUCGCUGGUAAAACUAAGAAUCAAUCUAUGGAAAUUAAAGGCCUUGUUUCUUGCUAUACCGAAAAAUGGACGUGUAAAAAUUAGAGUGAUCGUCACUGUCUUAGCCACAGAGUAUCUAAGUCUUUUUCGUAUUUUUGAGUAACGCAAACGCAUAUUGCAGAGAUACCUUUGCAUUCAUGGUAUUUUUACAGAGACAGCUUCGAUUAAAAACAAUUGUCUAGGUCAGUUCGCUGCUACUUCCUGGUUACCACUCGUUAGCAUCACACUGAACGAAGAGGAUAACAUUCGAAUUAAAGAGAAAAAUCGUUUUCUGGUGGGUAGAGUCGCUUCAUCGGUUUUCCUUUUCGGUUCUUGUAAUGUUGAAAGUACUUAGCAGUUGCAUGGAAAGAUCAAGACGAGCAAUUUUCACAUAUAAUGAUCAUAGUCUUUUUGCCUCCGUGCAGUGGUCAGUCACCCAUGAGGGACGCCACCCAUGUCGAAUUCUGAAUGCAACUCUUUCACUUUCAACAUCUAGAAAUUAUUCUUAUUUUUACAUAGUUAGUCUUAGUCUUAUUUAGAUGAUAGAGAUGGAUAGACCAUUUCUUUGAAGAGACUUGUGAAUCGGCGUUACAACUGACUUUAUCCUCUGUGAUGUGUAAUCCACCAUGUGAGGUGGUGAUGAAUUCCAUACUUGUUUUCUGAGAAAAAUAACGAAAGUCGCAUGGCAGUAUAGGUUGCCGAGUAAUUUUCAGUCGUAUACUGGCUGCACGCUGCAGUGGUGGAGUCUACGCUGCACCCGUCACUGUAGUAGCACGGAGGGUCACCUGGUAUUGUAGUUUCGUGUGCCGCGUUUCUAUCACUGUUUGUUGUCUUGUCAGGCUGGUUCGUUGUCAACGUCAGGGCAAGAGUUGUAGUCAGGGAAGCAGGGUAUUUUCUGCUUGUGUGGAAUUAUUAAGAGAUGAAACCGGACAAAAGGAAAAGCCCAGUGGAAGAGGC
Amoebophrya sp. A25 is the source of this 4619-nucleotide messenger RNA. Lineage: Eukaryota; Dinophyceae; Syndiniales; Amoebophryaceae. The record is from the annotation of a GenBank genome assembly.